AGAAUUCUGUGAUCACGACUAGAUGUAUCAAGUGUAAUGAUACCCUGUUGGUUGUUCUUAAGACCGAAACUUGAAAGCAACAGCUGAGCUGAGAGUAUUUAAAUGUACAAUCACAUGGCUAGUUGAAUGCUAAUACUCUGUUGUGUUUUCUGGAGUCCAAACUUCGCCAAUCGUGAAUCUGUGUCUUGUGUUACGUAGGUUAGGUGUUUCCUGAAAUUUAUAGUGUGUGAUUCAUAUUAUCAUGAGAGACUUGAAGAUUUAAUUUUAUAACCAAUGCCAUUAAUAUGUCAUUUGUAAGAAGAACAGCUAUGAACUUGUUGACUUCUUUUAUGAAAUACAAUUGUGGUAGGUGUAACCAAGUUUAUUCAUCACUUAAGCAAUUAACAAUUCCAAAACAGCACUUUCAUACUUCUUCUUUAAUUUUUCAUGGUGAAUAUGAAUGGCAAGAUCCUAAAAAUGAAGAAGAUGUUGUUAAUGUAACUUAUGUGGACAAAGAUGGAAACAAAAAGUGUGUACGUGGAAAAGUUGGUGAUAACCUUUUGUACUUGGCUCAUAGGCAUGAAAUUGAAAUGGAAGGAGCCUGUGAAGCUUCCCUAGCUUGCACAACCUGUCAUUGUUACGUUCAAGGAGAUUAUCUGUCAAAGUUACCAUCUCCAGAUGAACUAGAGGAGGACUUAUUAGAUUUAGCUCCAUUUUUAAAAGAUAAUUCAAGACUGGGUUGCCAAAUUAUUUUAACUAAAGAAUUGGAUGGCAUUGAAGUACAUUUACCGAAAGCUACCCGCAAUUUUUAUGUUGAUGGGCAUAAACCAAAGCCUCACUAAAAUCUAAUUAUCAAAGACUAUUCAUAGUGAUUUAAAUAGUAAUCUAUAGUAAAUUAGGCGUUAGUAUACUAGGGCUAUCCUUCAAAUAACAUAGGUGUGAAACUGUCUCUGAAACCUCAAGUUUAAAACUUCUUUGAAAUUAGGUAUUGAUUAAACAGUACAAUAUUAUCGAAUUGCGACAUGGGCUAUGUAGAAGAGGCUGUGACGUCGUCCACACGGGCCGUAGAGUUUGACCGUGCUGGACAGCUGGAGGUAGCCAGCUACUACUACAGGGAGGCGGCCAGGCUGCUGGAACUGGCAUACAAGCACGGGCCUGAGAAUGAGGAAAAACCUAAUUGGUGGCGGAAGGCUCAGGAGUACAAAGACAGAGCUGAAGUUUUAAAUAAACAACGUCUGGAGAGCCAAGAGCAGCAGGUUCAGAGUGCUGAGCAGUUGAAGCUCCAACGUUGCCGAUUCCUGCUGAGUCACGCUCUGGACGCUGACGAGUCUGGAGACAAGGAGGCAGCAGUGCAACUUUACACUCAGGCAGUGGAACAUAGUCUUGCCGCAAGAAGUGAAACUUCGGACACGGAGAUCCACCAGAAACUGACAGCUCUCGCAAGGCAGGCUCUGGAGAGGGCAGAGGACCUCAAGGGGAUUCGGCAAACACAGAAGUUGUCAUCUGUUGAGGAGGGUGACAGUGCUACCACCCCACCCAGUUCACCCGCAGCGGACCCUGUCAAACCCAGGCCUACAAACACUAUAGUACGAAACUCAGUGAACAACGCACGUCCUCCUCCGCUGCACAGAGGGAGCAGUGCCCAUCUCAAAGUCAGCGGCAAGGACACUUAUUCCGAUGAAGAAAAGAGGGUACUGUUGGCCACAUCCAGAAUUAACCAGAUCGAUUAUGUUCCCUUCAUGAGUGUCGAUCUCUCGGAAAGGUAAGUAACUUAUUCGUAGUG
Messenger RNA from Homalodisca vitripennis (glassy-winged sharpshooter), 1762 nucleotides. Its product is annotated as calpain-7-like. The transcript is spliced from 5 exons. Bases 1002 to 1745 code for a protein of 247 amino acids. Lineage: Eukaryota; Metazoa; Arthropoda; Insecta; Hemiptera; Cicadellidae. The record is from RefSeq and is a predicted model, not a curated record.